Messenger RNA from Aspergillus japonicus CBS 114.51, 1287 nucleotides. RefSeq names its product pyridoxal phosphate-dependent aminotransferase. Gene Ontology annotation, cellular component: mitochondrion; cytoplasm. Lineage: Eukaryota; Fungi; Ascomycota; Eurotiomycetes; Eurotiales; Aspergillaceae. Gene Ontology annotation, molecular function: L-kynurenine:2-oxoglutarate transaminase activity; pyridoxal phosphate binding. Gene Ontology annotation, biological process: biosynthetic process. The transcript is spliced from 7 exons. The record is from RefSeq and is a predicted model, not a curated record. The coding region runs from base 1 to 1287 and encodes 428 amino acids.
AUGUCAUUAGCUACAUACAGUAGCCAUUGUUUAUCCUCCACUCUUAGUGAUAAAGGUCCGGAGCAAGACGUCUGGUCCUUCGUCAACAAUGCAGCUGCUACCUCGCCGAUGCAGCCAAUCGUAAAUCUCGGUCAGGGCUUCUUUGGAUACAAUCCGCCACAGUUCGCUAUCGAUGCAGCAAAAGAUGCCUUGAAUAGGGUUGAUUGUAAUCAAUGUUCACCGACAAAGGGCCGUCCAUCACUGAAGCAGACAAUUGCGCGUCUUUUCUCCAGCUCAUGGCAGCAGCCUAUCGACGCGGAAACAGAGGUUGUCAUCACCUCUGGCGCUAGCGAGGGCUUGCUCUGCGCAUUCAUGGCGUUCCUCAAGCCCGGCGAUGAGGUGAUUGUCUUUGAGCCGUUUUUCGAUCAGUUUAUCAGCGGAAUUGAGCUUGCUGGCGGUGUGGUUCGACAUGUGCCGCUCAAUCCUCCACAGCAAGAGACGAACAAGCUGAAAGGUCCUUCUAGCUGGACUGUUGACUUCGAUACACUCAGGAGCGUUAUCAAUAAUCGCACAAGAAUGAUGUUAACCAUGGCUAGCAGACACAACCCAACCGGCAAAGUCUUCACCCAGCAGGAGCUGCAAUACAUCGGCACACUCUGCAUCCAACACAACAUCAUCAUCCUAUCCGACGAGGUCUACAACCAGUUAUCCUACGCCCCACUUCUGAGUCCCGCCAGCCUCGCGCCCGCCCUCUACAACCGUACCUUGACGGUUGGCUCCGCCGGCAAAUCCCUCCAUGCCACCGGCUGGAAGAUCGGGUACUUGGUAGGACCGCCGCCCUUAAUCAAUGCAGUGGCCGCCAUCCACACCAAAAUCUGUUACAGCACCGUGUCCCCGCUGCAGGAAGCCGUCGCCGUCGCCUACAUCCAGGCUGAGGAGACGCGGUUCUGGGAGGAGAGCCGUGAGCAGAUGCAGCGGAAGAUCCGGCGCUUCUGCGAGGUUUGGGAUGAGCUGGGAAUACCGUAUACGCGGCCCGAAGGCGGAUAUUUCGUCCUCGCGGACUUGUCGUCGGUGCGGAUACCGGAGACUUACCCCUUGCCGCCGUGGAUCGCCACUCGUCGGCGCGACUUUCACCUGUGCUGGUUUCUGAUGCAGGAGUUUGGGGUUGCCGCUAUUCCGCCGUCGGUUUUCUAUAGUGAGAAUCAUGCGCGCCUUGGGGAGAAUUAUCUCAGGUUCGCGGUUUGUAAGGAAGGUUCGCUGCUUGAUUUGGCGAAGGAACGGUUGGGUGGACUAAAGGGAUAUAUCUGA